GCCAGGGCUGCGCGCCGCAGCCGGACGCGCCUAGUCCGGGACCGACGCGAGCGGCUGUCGCCGGCGGCGCCCUGCGCCUCUCAGCCCCGACCGGGCCCCUGCGCGCGGCGUGCGGACACUAUGCUCCGCGUCCUGCUCCUCGGCGUGUUGGCCCCCGCCGGCCUGGGGCUCCCGGCGCCCCCGGAGCCUCAGCCCAUCGGCAGCCAGUGCGUCGAGCACGACUGCUUCGCGCUCUUCCGGGGCCCCGCGACUUUCCUCGCUGCCAGCCGGGUCUGCGAGCAGCUGCGGGGACACCUGAUGACCGUGCGCUCCUCGGUGGCAGCGGAUGUCAUCUCCUUGCUACUGAGUGGCGACGGCGGCGAUGGCCCGCAGCUCUGGAUCGGCCUGCAGCUCCCGCCCGGCUGCGGCGACCCGGGGCACCGCGAGCCCCUGCGCGGCUUCCAGUGGGUUACGGGCGACAACCGCACCAGCUACAGCAGGUGGGCGCGGCCUCACGACGACGGGACGCCCCUCUGCGGUCCGCUGUGCGUCGCCGUCUCGGCGGCCGGGGCUCCGGCACCGGGAGAGCCGGCCUGGGAGGAGCUGCCGUGCGGCGCGGAAGCCGACGGCUUCCUCUGCGAAUUCAACUUCGCCGCCUCCUGCCGGCCGCUGGUUGUGGAGCCCGGCGCCGCCGGCGUCUCCGUCACCUACAGCACCCCGUUCGGGGCCCGCGGCGCGGACUUCCAGGCGCUGCCGCUGGGCAGCUCGGCCUCCGUGAUGCCCCUCGGGGUGAAGCUGGAGUGCGCGGUGCCGCCCGCUGAGGCCGAGGCGCGCUGGGGCCGGGAGGCACCGGGCGCCUGGGCCUGCAGCGUGGAGGGCGGCGGCUGCGAGCACGCGUGCAACGGGAGCGCCGGGGCGUCGAGCUGCCUCUGCCCCGCCGACGCCGCCCUGCAGGCGGACGGGCGCUCCUGUGCGGUGCCGGCCGAGCACCCGUGCCACCAACUCUGCGAGCACUUCUGCGUCCCGGGCUUCCCCGACGCGCCCACCAACUACACGUGCAUGUGCGCGACGGGCUACCGGCUGGCUGCGGACCAGCACCGGUGUGAGGACGUGGAUGACUGCACGCAGGUGCCCAGUCCGUGCCCGCAGAGUUGUGUCAACACGCAGGGCGGCUUCCAGUGUCACUGCUUCCCCGGCUUCGACCUGGUGGACGGCGAGUGCGUGGAGCCUGUGGACCCGUGCUUCGGCACUAACUGCGAGUACCAGUGCCAGCCCGUGGGCGGAGCUGGGUACCGCUGCAUCUGCGCCGAGGGCUUCGCGCCCAUCCCCCACGCCCCGCACAGGUGCCAGAUGUUCUGCAACCAGACUUCGUGCCCGGCCGACUGCGACCCCAACAACCUGGCGAUCUGCCGGUGCCCCGAGGGCUACAUCCUGGACGAGGGCUCCGUGUGCACGGACAUCAACGAGUGCGACAACGGCUAUUGCCUUGGCAAGUGCCACAACCUCCCCGGCACCUACGAGUGCAUCUGCGGGCCCGACACGGCCGUCUUGGGCCAGGCUGGCACCGACUGUGACCCCAUCAAGGUGAGCGAGGAGGAGGACGGCGGCUCUGGGGCGCUCCCGGGCAGCCCGACUCCCGGCUCCACCCCUCGCCCCUCGCCCCCGCCCGCGGGGCCUCUGCAUUCGGGCGUGCUCGUCGGCAUCUCCAUCGCGAGCCUGUCUCUGGUCGUGGCGCUUUUGGCGCUCCUCUGCCACCUGCGCAAGAAGCAAGGCACCUCGCGGGCGGAGCUGGAGUACAAGUGCGGGGUCCCCGCCAAGGAGGUGGUACUGCAGCACGUGAAGACCGAGCGGACGCCUCAGAAACUCUGAGGGACCUCCCUCCCUGACCCAGGUGUUGAGUGGCCUUUUCCUCCCUCCUGGGCCUCAUUGCUCCUCCCCUCUCCAGCCUUUCUCUCCCACUACCCCAAAGCACCUUAGCUGGCGUCAGAACUGGAGAAGACGCUCGCUCCUCUUCUUUCGCUGCUUCUACACUUGGCUAUGGGGGAGGGGGGCGCGUUGGAAGAAGUAUGGCCCCAGCCAUUUCCAUGAUGUCAUCGGACAAGUGGGCAGAGACAGCAGUUUUAUAGUGACAAGAUGCUGAUCUUGUCAAAGUGUCCGAUGCCCUCACCAAGGGGCACAGGAGGGGUGAGUGUUCUUGGUUGGCAGCCUUGGGGCAGACUUCAUCCCAAUGGACUAAGUGAGGUGUAAUUGAGUCAUAGAUAAUGACCAAGAUAUUUAUUUUUUAAGUAUUUCUUGUUCUUUGGCUUCUUUCCCUACCCUCGAGUCUCCGGCACCCACUUUGUAUCCCUCUCUCCUUUCUCCCUUCCCCUCUCUCCCCUUCCCUGUCUAUAUAUUUAUGUGCUCCCACUUGUCAUGGGGCCCUUAUACUAUCUUUUCCAGUCCUCUUGCAUUUAUGAAGCGAAGCCGCAUUUCAGCCCUUUCAUUUCUCCCAAUUUACCCCUGCCAGGAACUCAGCCAACCCACCUGAGCCGCCCUACCUGUACUGGACCCUACGUCUGCCCUUAGCUGUCUGCCUGGCCAGAACUGUUAUGUGAAACAGAAACAAAAACACUAGAAAUAAGAAUGGUUGGGAAUUUGUUCUUUCAGCAGAUAUUUGCUAAUUUAUCCUGAAAUUUCAGGCUUCCAGAGCAAUAUCAUUUUAACAGAGGUUAAGAUGUGACGGGCAUUUGUUAGACUAAUGUUGCUGGACUAUCACAGGAAUUCAAUGCAAGGAGGUUUUCAUUUUUAUUUUUAAACAAUGAACCUGCGUUUUAUUGUUGUUGUUGUUUUGAUUUGGACUGAAAAGUAGUCAUUGUUGUUAAGCUUCUUAUGCAGUGUCUUUUCCUGUUAUUAUUAUUCCUAUUAUUAUUAGUUAUUUUUGACAAUGUUGAAAAUGUUUGUUCACAUAGUUGCUCUAAACUGAGAGAAGAUGGAAGCACCUCCCGGGAGACAGUGUAAGAAAGUUUUGAGCUGCAGGAUUCAUGCCGAUGACCAUUUGGACUCUGACUGUUCUUGUCAUUUGUAGGCC
Kogia breviceps (pygmy sperm whale) is the source of this 3046-nucleotide messenger RNA. RefSeq names its product thrombomodulin (gene THBD). Lineage: Eukaryota; Metazoa; Chordata; Mammalia; Artiodactyla; Physeteridae. Gene Ontology annotation, molecular function: transmembrane signaling receptor activity; calcium ion binding. The record is from RefSeq and is a predicted model, not a curated record. Gene Ontology annotation, cellular component: membrane.